GCGCAGUAGUCAGGAGCGCAAAAACACUCAGUAGGAUACAGGACGCAGACAGAACCCGAGCAACCGCUACUAGUUCCACUUUGGCGCACUGAUUGUACCGAUGUACACAUUUUGUCAAAUUUUAGAGCUUUUCCAUCGUAUCAAAAUGAUCAAAAUUGAUUUCACUCUAACUUCAUCACAAGGAAUGAGUUUUAAUUAACCGUAUUACGGGCAAGUAACAGACACACAGCUUGUUCAUAACUGUUCUUUUUUUAAACGCGGGUGUAAUCCCUUUACGCAUCUUUAAUACAAAAUCGUGGUGAUGCUACUGGACACCGGCCACCAGAUCUCUGGUUUAGGAGUUGGCACGUUCACAAGGCAUCACUCGGCUGUGAGCGAGACGCAGGACAGAGAUAUGAGUUUUAUGGAAUCUGCUCACAUGGGCCCGUUCAAACUCAACCACCCCGAAUUGUCCUCGAGCCAGAGCGCAGCUUUUGCGCCCCAAGCUACCAGCUAUUCCGCGGCCGCUCUAGGAGUGCACGCGGCGGCGCACGCAGCCUCGUACGCCAGCUCCACUUUUAACUCCACCAGGGAGUUCCUCUUGCGCAGCCGAGGCUUUGGGGAUUCGACUCCGGGUAGCGGACAACACUCCAUUUUCAGCUCCACAGCAGGGCCUCUCCAUCACGCUCACCCAGAAGGUCAGGGUCAUCUACUUUUCCCCGGAAUUCAUGAGCAGCACGGGUCCCAUCACGGCUCUCCAAACAUCCUCAACGGACGCCUUGGAUUACCCGGUGAGGUUUACGGGCGAACGGAGCAGUACCACCAAGUGCCCAAUGCGCGGGCCGAUCCUUACAGUCAGUAUGGCCUAAAUAUGAGUAUGAACAUGGCGCACCAUCCCGGCGCUUUCUUCCGCUACAUGCGACAACAGUGCAUCAAACAAGAGCUCAUUUGUAAAUGGAUCGACCCGGAGCAGCUUGGUGACCCCAAAAAAUGCUGCAGUAAAACCUAUAGCACUAUGCACGAGCUGGUAACGCAUGUGUCCACGGAGCAUGUUGGUGGUCCCGAACAGUGUAACCACAUCUGCUUUUGGGAUGACUGUCCACGGGAGAGCAAGCCCUUCAAGGCAAAAUACAAACUGGUGAAUCACAUUCGAGUGCACACGGGAGAGAAACCCUUCGCGUGCCCAUUCCCGGGAUGUGGCAAGGUGUUCGCGCGUUCAGAGAAUUUGAAAAUACACAAACGGACACACACAGGGGAAAAACCGUUCCAGUGUGAAUUCGACGGCUGCGACAGACGUUUCGCCAACAGCAGUGACCGGAAGAAGCACAUGCACGUUCACACGUCUGACAAGCCAUAUCUGUGCAAACUGUGCGACAAGUCGUACACACAUCCCAGCUCUUUAAGGAAACACAUGAAGGUUCAUGAGGACCAAGGUCCGGUGGUCGACUCCUCUCCUACUGGAAGCUCCGGGUACGAGUCCUCUACUCCGUCCAGUUUGAUCUCUCCAUGCUCGGAAACGCACAGCACCAUGUCGCCCGACUCAGCUGCGCUCAACAGCAGCGGGCACAGCAACUUAACGUCGAAUUUUAGCGAGUGGUACGUUUAAGGACCAAAACGACAUGUAAAUAGUAUCCUAAAUGAGGGUUUUUGUUCUCAGCAUGUCUAAGAUUCAGUGUUGCACUGUGACUGAAGUAAGCCGACCAGUUUGUGACUAAAAUGAAGGAUGUUUUUUAUAGGCCUACGAAGAAUAAAAUGUAGCCUACUUUGGUAAUUGGUUUGCAAAAGACGAAGGAUGGGUGUAUUUUUUUACUGUAAGGUCAAUUGUUUUACAGUAAGGUCGUGUGAAGUUACCAUGUUUGUACAGGCUACAAUAUCCCUGUCAUGUAGAUUAGAGCUAUUCGACGUUGAUUGUUGCCAAGUAUUGGGGAUCUUAAGUGCCGAGGUCAAAUGUAGUGCGUUAAAUAUGGAUACAAUUUGUGAAUGUAUUUUAUUGUAAGAAAUUAUUUCCAUAUGUAAUAUGUUACAGAUGUCUGGAAAUCAUUCACUUUCGAGUUAGAGUAAUUUUGAGAAAAGCCUCUUGUUCUUAAAUUAUGGUUAUACUUGAUAAAAUGUACUACAAAAUAUUUAUGGAAAGCUCCUCGAUUAAAAUGUGUACAGAAUUGUUACCUUUAAAGUGUUUGUACAUUGUUAUUUAGUUUUAAGAUGUAAAUUCUUGUGAUAACAAAUGACAAGGAAAAUAUAUGAAGUCAAUAAAAUGAAA
This is a messenger RNA of Pimephales promelas (fathead minnow), 2239 nucleotides long. It is a transcript of the gene zic2b, whose product is annotated as zic family member 2 (odd-paired homolog, Drosophila) b. Gene Ontology annotation, cellular component: nucleus. Lineage: Eukaryota; Metazoa; Chordata; Actinopteri; Cypriniformes; Leuciscidae. Gene Ontology annotation, biological process: regulation of transcription by RNA polymerase II. The record is from RefSeq and is a predicted model, not a curated record. Gene Ontology annotation, molecular function: DNA-binding transcription factor activity, RNA polymerase II-specific; RNA polymerase II cis-regulatory region sequence-specific DNA binding.